Messenger RNA from Microtus oregoni (creeping vole), 7523 nucleotides. RefSeq names its product alpha-1,6-mannosylglycoprotein 6-beta-N-acetylglucosaminyltransferase (gene Mgat5). Gene Ontology annotation, molecular function: alpha-1,6-mannosylglycoprotein 6-beta-N-acetylglucosaminyltransferase activity. The coding region runs from base 562 to 2784 and encodes 740 amino acids. Gene Ontology annotation, cellular component: Golgi apparatus. The record is from RefSeq and is a predicted model, not a curated record. The transcript has 17 exons. Gene Ontology annotation, biological process: protein N-linked glycosylation. Lineage: Eukaryota; Metazoa; Chordata; Mammalia; Rodentia; Cricetidae.
GCGAGCACAGAAGCCGAGAGAAGUUGGGGAGGUCGAUCAGAGAAGGGUUGGUAGGACCUCGAACAGAUUUCCUUUCCACUAGUUUCUGGUCGCUUGGACCCAGGAGGAACGUCCCUGCUUGCGUCUAGGGGCGGACGGUGGACGCGCUGCGCACGGCCCCGCCAGGGCUGGUAGUUUGCAGACCGUCCCUGCCGAGGCCCGCUCGCCCGGCAGCCCUGCGGCUCCCGCGGUGGCGGCGUCGGCGUCGGCGGCUGCCCCAGACUCGAGCCUGCCCAGGUAGCCGCGCCUUGGGCUCUGGGGGCGCUGUGACCCGGCUCCUGACUGCGCUUGGGACCCCCUGCCUCCCAGAGCACGGCUGUUGGAGAGUGACCCCGACUGCUGUUGAUGGUGCUUCUGCUGCUCCCCUACUAGCAGCAGAAUGGAAGCCAGGGAAGGAAAUCAGCUGACUCAGGAGCCGGAGUGAGAGCGGCCCUCGUGCACCCUCCGCCCCAGCCUGCACCAUGAACUUGCCUUCACCUUCUGCGCCUUGAGAGCCACGGGAGGCUACCUUGCUAGAGAGAGAUGGCUUUCUUUACUCCCUGGAAGUUGUCCUCUCAGAAGCUGGGCUUUUUCCUGGUGACUUUUGGCUUUAUAUGGGGGAUGAUGCUUCUGCACUUCACCAUCCAGCAGCGAACUCAGCCUGAGAGCAGCUCCAUGCUGCGGGAGCAGAUCCUGGAUCUCAGCAAAAGGUACAUUAAAGCGCUGGCCGAAGAAAACAGGAACGUGGUGGAUGGCCCAUAUGCCGGUGUCAUGACAGCUUAUGAUCUGAAGAAGACGCUGGCUGUGUUGCUGGAUAACAUCUUGCAGCGCAUUGGCAAGCUCGAGUCGAAGGUGGACAAUCUGGUCAACGGCACAGGAGCAAAUUCUACCAACUCCACCACAGCUGUCCCCAGCUUGGUAUCACUUGACAAGAUUAAUGUGGCAGAUAUCAUUAAUGGAGUUCAAGAAAAAUGUGUAUUGCCUCCUAUGGAUGGCUAUCCCCACUGCGAGGGGAAAAUCAAGUGGAUGAAAGACAUGUGGCGCUCGGAUCCCUGCUACGCAGACUAUGGAGUGGAUGGGACCUCCUGCUCCUUUUUUAUUUACCUCAGUGAGGUUGAAAAUUGGUGUCCCCGUUUACCUUGGAGAGCGAAAAAUCCCUAUGAAGAAGCCGAUCAUAACUCAUUGGCGGAAAUCCGUACGGAUUUUAACAUUCUCUAUAGCAUGAUGAAGAAGCACGAAGAGUUCCGGUGGAUGAGACUCCGGAUCCGGAGAAUGGCUGAUGCCUGGAUCCAAGCUAUCAAAUCUCUGGCAGAGAAACAAAACCUUGAAAAGAGAAAACGGAAGAAAAUUCUUGUGCACCUGGGGCUCCUGACCAAGGAAUCUGGCUUCAAGAUUGCAGAGACGGCGUUCAGCGGUGGCCCUCUUGGUGAACUAGUUCAAUGGAGUGAUUUAAUUACGUCUCUCUACCUACUGGGCCAUGACAUCCGGAUCUCAGCUUCACUGGCUGAGCUCAAGGAGAUUAUGAAGAAGGUUGUUGGAAACCGGUCUGGCUGCCCCACUGUAGGAGACAGGAUCGUCGAGCUAAUUUAUAUCGAUAUUGUGGGACUUGCUCAAUUUAAGAAAACUCUAGGACCAUCCUGGGUUCAUUACCAGUGCAUGCUCCGGGUGCUCGAUUCCUUUGGGACAGAACCUGAGUUCAACCAUGCAAGCUAUGCCCAGUCGAAAGGCCACAAGACGCCCUGGGGAAAAUGGAAUCUGAACCCACAGCAGUUUUACACCAUGUUUCCUCACACCCCAGACAACAGCUUUCUGGGCUUCGUGGUCGAGCAGCACCUGAACUCCAGUGACAUCCACCACAUUAACGAGAUCAAACGGCAGAACCAGUCCCUUGUAUAUGGCAAAGUGGAUAGUUUCUGGAAGAAUAAGAAAAUCUACUUGGAUAUCAUUCACACGUACAUGGAAGUGCAUGCCACUGUUUACGGCUCCAGCACAAAGAACAUUCCCAGUUACGUGAAGAAUCACGGCAUUCUCAGUGGGCGCGACCUGCAGUUUCUUCUCCGGGAAACAAAGCUGUUUGUUGGGCUGGGAUUUCCCUAUGAGGGUCCAGCUCCCCUGGAGGCCAUCGCAAAUGGCUGUGCUUUCCUGAACCCCAAGUUCAACCCUCCCAAGAGCAGCAAAAACACAGAUUUCUUCAUUGGCAAGCCGACCCUGAGAGAGCUGACGUCUCAGCACCCGUACGCAGAAGUCUUCAUCGGCCGCCCACACGUCUGGACCGUGGAUCUCAGCAAUCGAGAAGAAGUGGAGGAUGCUGUGAAAGCCAUCUUAAACCAGAAGAUUGAGCCAUAUAUGCCGUAUGAGUUCACGUGUGAAGGGAUGCUUCAGAGAAUCAACGCGUUCAUAGAAAAGCAGGACUUCUGCCAUGGCCAGGUGAUGUGGCCGCCCCUGAGCGCCUUGCAGGUGAAGCUGGCUGAGCCAGGGCAGUCCUGCAAGCAAGUGUGCCAGGAGAACCAGCUCAUCUGUGAGCCGUCCUUCUUCCAGCACCUCAACAAGGAAAAAGACUUGCUGAAGUAUAAGGUGACCUGCCAAAGCUCAGAACUGUAUAAGGACAUCCUGGUGCCAUCCUUCCACCCCAAGAGCAAGCACUGUGUGUUCCAAGGGGAUCUCCUGCUCUUCAGUUGUGCCGGGGCCCACCCCACGCACCAGAGGAUCUGCCCCUGCCGGGACUUCAUCAAGGGCCAAGUGGCCCUCUGCAAAGACUGCUUAUAGCAUAGCCAACCCGGGUUCAUUCAGAUGGCAGAGGUGGCUCUGCUGGGCAGGGCCAGGGGGGCCGAAGUCAUUCAGGGACUCUGACCGGAGCCCGAACUCUUUGGUCCAGGGCUUGGAUUUGGUACUUCUCCAGCUUGCAGUCAGUGCAUCCCAGGAGUUUACACCAAAACCGCAAGAGAACAAAGGUCAGACCAGGGGCCUGGCUUCUCCCUGGUGCAACGAAUGUCCUCUCUGUCCCGGAAAGUGUCCAGGCAGCUGCUCCGGGGUUAUUAUUAUUUUUUUUUUUUAAAAAAAAAGGAAGGCUAAAAGUCUGGAGACGCAUUCAACUGAAAACAGAACAGGAAGAGGAAUUGAGCCGAUUGGAAAGAACUUUGGGGACAUUCCUAAACCCAUUAAUUUAUUUAUUUGGGAGGGUGGGGGUUGGGUCGGGAGGGAGGAAAGGGGUUGACCAGUUUCCUUUUUGUCCCCACACUGUUAAUCACCCAUCUUCAGGAUCUUCUUGUUCUGCUGGCCUCACGCAGGAUGCAGAGGGGCUGGUGGCGUGCUGGACGGCAGCUGUGGGAGCCUGGCUCCUGACAGCAGGUGGCAGCACAGAAAAGAAAAUUAUCAUUGUGAGUAGGGAUGUGACUCGGUUUGCGGCAUGCUUGUCUAGCAUGCAUGGAGCCCUGGGUUCCAUCCCCAGCACUACAUAAAAACAGGUGAACACCUGGAAUCACAGGUAAAGAGUGGAGGCUGGAGGAUCAAACAUUCAAGGUUAGCCUUGGCUACAUAGCAAAGACAAGGCCAGCCUAGGCUACGAGAGAUCCUGUCUCAGAAAACAGUUGGUUUUUGUUUUAUUUGUUUUUGUUUUUUUGAUUUUGCUUUGCAAACACAGCCAGCCCCUGUCAGAGCAGCGUCCUAGAGCUGAUGAUCCUGUGUGUUGCUUGGCAGGUGGCAGCUAAAAGGCAGAUAGCCUUGGUGGGGACGUGUGCCUGUGUGUCCUGAGGGCCCUGCCAAGUGCCAAAGACAGGCUGGGCUGUGAACAAGAGAGGCUGCUUUCCUGUGUGUCCCCUCCCUACCCACCUUCACAGCUUGGCCCUAAUUUCUGGUUAGAAUUCCUCUGUUGCAGAAACACGGGAUUGUGUAAUUCUUCUUGGUGGUAAACUGGCCCUGCCUCGCUCUAAGGAGGACAGUGGAAACUGAAGACCCCAAGAGUUGCCCUUGAACUUGGAGUGUGUGUGUGUGUGUGUGUGUGUGUGUGUGUGUGUGUGUGUGGCGUGGGUGGUCUCCAGCUUCAGAACAGCUAAAGUUUGGGUUAGAAUGAGUUAGCAGCGUGAGGGGUUCAUACAGUGUCCCCAUCAAUGUCCCCUAUUGCUGAAUUCCAGGGAAGAUGGUUUCUUCCUUGAUUCCUUGAUGGUUUCUGGGGAGGUGAGGACAGUUUGGAAUCAACACUAGGUGUUUUUCUGGCUGCUCCCCAGUGGGCAUGGCUUACAGAGGGCCGGAGACUAGAGGUGGGUUUACUUGAAGCACUAUUCCAAGGAGUUUGGGCAGCCCGGUAGAGGUCCCGUCAGCGGGCUGGCCUGGUCAUACAUGCUGGGAUCUCCACUCUUCACAUCUGGAGCUUUUUUGUGCGUGUCCGUCCCUGCUGAAGCGUUGUGUCUGUGCUCUGUACAUUUGUGAGUUUCUAGAGACACCUCCCACACUUCUCUCCAACCCUCUUCUACCUCUUGCUGUUAGCAUUGUCCUGUUGGAGUAGACUUCCUGGCCUGCUCUUGCUACCCAGUGCCUCCUAGUGGCCAGGUGGAGCCUGGGAAACCUAGCAAGGCCCAGGACUAGCAGAGCAGUCCAGAAGCAGCAGGAAGGAGGAUUCGGCUUUGUGGUCACCUGACCAAGGUGGGGAGAGGUGGGGCAUGGGACUUUGAGGUCUGGGAAAUCUGAUCUGCCUGGCUCUUAAUGUCUACCUGGGUGCAAAUGUCACACCAACUACAUCUCCAGCCUUUUUUUUUUUCCCCUUUAGGCCCUGAGAUAGGCAGCUAAGGGGCUGAGCUUCAGUCCUAGAGAAAGAAGUGGAGUGGGGAGGGGGAAUGUCAGGGGAUUCUAUCCUAAGACUGACAGGUUCUCCAAGACCUGGCUAGAAUCAUCUUUGCCCAGGUCGAGCCACCAUGCAGGCGAAAGUUUAAAAGCCUAGCUAUGAAACCUGUCUAUUAAGCCUUGCAAAAGUGGUUUCCCGCUGCAGGAUGGAAGAAAACCGGCCGUCUUUUUGUGAGGAAGAGCUUUCCCUGAGAGCCAUCCUCUUGGCUGCACACCAGAUCUGUGGGAAUCUGCUAGUUUCCAGACCAGCAAUUCCUAGGCCUCUCCACUUGAGUCCACCACGCUAUGGGUGACAGUGCUGGCAUUCAACCAGCAGGGGGUACCCCACGCUGAAGUGCUCCCCUUGCUGUAGAUGGCUGUAAAGGAUUUUGGAGAGGGGAGGCAGCCUUGCCCCCACCUGCAGAAGCUGCCUGGGCCUGAGCUCAGGCUCUCUCCACCUUCCUAUUCCUCUCCAGCUCAGAACCCAAGUCACGUUCUUUCUCUCAUGGAAUAAAUUCCUCUUCCGGUUUUAGCCAGAAGCAAGCCUCACUUUCCCUGGUGGGCUCCCGUUCUUGAGGCUAACCAGCUGCACUCUAGUUGUGAAGGGCAUUAGCAACAGGUGGGGUGUCCCCUUAACAUAUACCAGCUCCCAGGGCCCAGAGGUAGCAAGGUGUGGCCAAGUGACCCUCCAGGAGAAACUGACAGUGGGGGGUGGGGCACUCUGCCUGUCGGGUGUGGACAUCAGCAAAGAAGGAACUCACAGCCUUGGCCGGGAGCCCAUCGCACUGACAAAGCAUUGAUGAUCCUGGAGAAACCUCGGCCUGUGUGUGAUCGAACCUUCCGCAGGGGAGAAACCUGAAAUCAGGACUUGUGUUUUCUGGCACUGCCGUCAGAUCUUGACCCGUCUUUGGAGUUCUUUCCCCUGUGUGAUGUUAGGCUCUUCACCUAGGGGAAAACCUUUCUGUAACUCACUAAGAGAGAGAAUGCUUCUCUUCAGAGGGUGAUGGCCUUGGCAGAGCGAGAACUCCUGAGAGGGCCAGUGCUUGAACCCCAGUCCGCAGCUCGGGCAUUUCUGUAUGUGCUCUGAUUUCCUGUCCAAAAGGAAAUGUUGUGAAGUUUUUGCUUUGUCUGUUUUAGACUUUUGUUUCUGAGAUGAAUCACUUGUUUUAGGUGCCUGGUGAGUGUUUGGAAAUAUUUGCCUUUUUUUGUUGUUUUUUGUUGUUGUUGUGGCGGCGGCGGUGGUGGUGGUGUGUGUGUGUGUGGUGGUUCAUGUCUUCCUGACAUGUCUUCAUUUCUCUUUGGGGUUGGAAUUUGAAGGCUGACAGCAGAUUGUUCCAGCCUGGGCUAACUGCAUAUAUCCACAGUAUGUGUGCACACACAUGGCUAGUUAUGUUCCCAGUGUAUGUAUGCGCACAAGACUGAAACAUUUAGUGUGUAUGUGUGUGUUUGUAUAUGUUCCCAAUGUAGGGUGUCUGUAUACACACACACACACACCCAGAAUAGGGCUGAGGGAGCCAGGAAUCCCUUAGCUGGCAUCCUCAGGACCUCAUAGUGAACAAGGUAGUGAAAGGCCUCAUUCCUGUCACCCUGGCCCUGGCUGACAUGUUGCUGAGGCAGGAGAUUAGCUUUGAGGUCAUCUAUGUGGAAGGAGUAACCCCCAAACACUUCAACUAUUUAGCAUGAUGGAGGUGAGCCAUGUCCACUCCCUUUCUUCUCUUCCUUGGUGAAUGGACGUGGGUGUUGCUGCAGGACUGCUCACGGUAAUGACCGAUCAGUGAGUUGGGUUGCACUGAAACUGUAUGUCGUCUAUAGGUGAGUGUGUGUUAUGCUUCAGACCAGGGUGGGUCACCUAGAUUGUGUGUGAUUAGACACCGCCACCCUCUCCCAAACUUCUUGACUGAAAAAGAAAAGCCAAGGAUUUUGCUAACGACAGGCUCGGCUACGUGUGUUAUUAUUCCAAGCCUGGACUCUUUUAUUUAUUUAAAACUAUUUUCCUUUCCCGUGGGCUUUCUUCUUGGCCCAUCUGUCCCUGUGUGGCUUCAGGGCAUGUCUUCGUUAGAGUAGACGGGUGGCAGAAAUAGAUUUAGAGUCAUUCGGGAAGCCAGCGGCUUGGAGCUGAGGAGUUCCUUUCGUUCUCGUUGCCUUCGACAGAAAGUGCAGUCAAGUUUUUUUUUUGGUUUGGAUUUUGUUUUUUACAUAUAGCAAAAGACCAAAUUAGCUGUAUAGUCUUGGAUACAGAAAAUAAGAAUUAAUCUAGCUCUCCUAGCAUUUAGGGUUCUGUGGGGAUCCCAUAGCACAGUGCCUGGCUCGUAGGAAGCCUGGCUAAUGUUCAAUAUUGAUAUUAGUAGUUUAUCAUAAAACUUGAGAAAUAAAGACCUGCGUUCACCCCCUAUCUGUUGAUUCAAACAUGAUGGCUACACAAAAAUCUUGUUGAGUCAAUCAAUGGUAUAGAAAUUUGUUGUUACAAAUGUUUCAGCUCUGUGCCUACUCUGCUCACUGGAAUUAUACCGUUUUUCUUGAAUGUGCUGAUUGGGAAAUAUGUCAGUCUUCAGCACUCCGUGAAACAAGACUGAAAGAAUUUAUUAAAGGAAGUUGAAUCCACCAAUAUGUUCUGGAACAUUCCAGGGGUUUCUUUGGGGAACUUUUUUAGCUCAAAAUUAAAAGUUCUCUCACAAGUUGCACUCCUUGAA